Molecule: messenger RNA, 1548 nt
Organism: Galeopterus variegatus (Sunda flying lemur)
Lineage: Eukaryota; Metazoa; Chordata; Mammalia; Dermoptera; Cynocephalidae
Gene: MS4A4A
Product: membrane-spanning 4-domains, subfamily A, member 4A
Exons: 7
Coding region: 126-827 (233 amino acids)
Cellular component (GO): membrane; Golgi apparatus
Source: RefSeq, a predicted model, not a curated record
UGAGGGAAAGUGAUUGUAUCUGGACCGAAGAACCCUGAGGCACUUGCUCAGAGCCUCACGUGCAUCAGACACACAGCAGACAGUGCAGGCUUGAAGAAAGCCCUGUUUCUGAUACCAAGACAACCAUGCAAGGAAUGGAACAGACCACACCAGUGCCUGGCCCUAGUGUGCCCCAGCUGGGGCAGACUGCUGUGCUAAAAUCAUAUUUGUGGAAAGGGCUGCAGGAGAAGUUCUUAAGGGGAGAACCCAAAGUCCUCGGGGUUGUGCAGAUUCUGAUUGCCCUGAUAAACCUCAGCUUUGGAAUAAUAAUGAUGAGUGUCUUGUUGCCAGUUUACAGACCACAUCCCAUAUCAGUGUUCCUUGGAUUUACAGUUUGGGGGUCAGUGAUGUUUAUUAUUUCAGGGUCCUUGUCAAUUGCAGCAGGCAUGAGAACAACAAAAGGUCUGGUCCGAGGUAGCCUAGGAUUGAACAUCACCAGCUCCGUGUUGACUGUAGCAGGGAUUAUAAUCAGCGCAAUAAGCUUGAGUAUGUUUUCUUACUCUUACUAUGGAUGUAGCUAUAGCAAGAAUUUGGAUGAUUGCUCCAUGGCCACAUCAAUUUUAAUGGGUCUGGAGGCUAUGGUGCUCAUUUUAAGUGUGCUGGAGUUCUGCAUUGCUGUGUCUCUCUCUGCCUUUGGAUGUAAAGCAACCUGUUGUAACCCUGGUGGGGUUGUGUUAAUUUUACCAUCAAAUCCUCACACGGCAGAAACAGCAUCUCCUGCACCAUUUAAAGGAGGUUUAAUGCCACCAUCAAAUCAACAGAAAAAUGUUCCAGAAAAUCUAUACUGACUUCUUUGCAAGCAGCCCACAUGGGAAAGUACCAGAAUCUAACUCUGAUAUAUAUAUCCAAUUUACUUCAAAAUCAUGUUCUCAUUUUUUUUUCCAAGAACUCAACAAUUUAUUUUACUGGCUCUUUAUCACAGCAUUAGAAGUUAAAUAAAUAAGUUAUACAUUUAAUUGGUCAACAGCACUUGAAAAUUUUUCACCUAUCUUUGGGACUUUAUAAAAGGGCGUUAAAUUGGUAAAUAAGAUUUGGCAGUAAAAGGUCAAAAAAUAUUGCUGAAAUGAGGCCUCCAUGCAGACUACAUGUUUCUGCUCCUCUGCUAAUAUUCCUCCCACUUGUGUGAGGAACCUUAGGGGACACAAAGUGCUUUUGCCUUCAGGAAGUUGGGAUACAUGACUCCCCCCCAUCUUUUCUUCUCCUGUUUUCCUUCUCCCACAGAAAGUACCUUGGAAUAGCACAGGCAGUCCUUGUAUGUGCUCAAACCAUUAUUUGAUUUGAAGUACACAUGGAAUAAAAUCAUAUCACGGAUCAUAUUCAACUUAUAUUCUCUCUCUCUCUCUUCCCCCCCCUUUACCUCCUAAUGGGCACAAUUAUGUCUUAAUCAAGUGUGUAUCCAGUGCCAUAUAUGAGAUCACACAAUACAUGGUAUUUACUGAACGUUCAUUAAAUACAUUUGCUUUGUGUUAUUACAGAGCAAAAAUAAAUUAAAUAAAAUUAGAAGCGAUA